Molecule: messenger RNA, 1284 nt
Organism: Chlorella variabilis
Lineage: Eukaryota; Viridiplantae; Chlorophyta; Trebouxiophyceae; Chlorellales; Chlorellaceae
Exons: 8
Coding region: 1-1284 (427 amino acids)
Cellular component (GO): chloroplast envelope
Source: RefSeq, a predicted model, not a curated record
AUGGUGGACUGGAAGGCGGUGGGCAAGCGCACCAAGAAGUUUGUGAUCGACAACUUUCUGCCCCUCUCGUUCCUUGUGGCGAUAAUAUGGGCGCUGGCAUGGCCAGCACCUGGCAAGGCCGUCAUCAAUGUCACGAUCAUGGACGGCGAAAUCCACGUGAUCCAGGAGAUCAACAUCAUCCUUGUCUUUUUUAUUUCAGGCCUGGUGCUGAAAACCGAUGACCUGGCCGCCGCCAUCAAGCACAAGCUGGGCGUGACGUACGGCCUGAUUAGCAUCCUGUUUGUGACCCCCUGCCUGGGCUUUGCCCUGCGCGAGAUCCCGCUCAACCCGCCCGAGUUCAGCGCCGGCCUGGCGCUCUUCGCUGCGGUGCCCACCACGCUGGGGGUGGGCGUGUCACUGGUCCGCAGCUGCGGCGGCAACGAGGGCCUGGCGCUGCUGCUCACCGUGGCCAGCAACAUCGCCGGCAUCUUCACCAUGCCUCUGUGGCUGAAGGCCCUGCUAGGAGGCAGCGAUGAGCUGGAGAGCGUGUCGGUCGACAUCCCCAAUUUGCUGGCCCGCCUGACCAUCACCAUCCUGGUGCCCUCGGUGCUCGGCAAGCUGCUGCGCGAGCUGCCCCCCUUUAGUAAGCACGUCAAGAAGCUGACCGCCAGCUACAAGACUGCCAUCAGCAUGUUCAGCGUCAUCAUGCUGUCCAUGAUCGUGUGGCAGAGCCUGUCGGGGGCGCAGGCCACGCUCAUGGACCAGCAGUUUGUGCAGAUCCUGUAUGUCAUCCUCUUAGCCAUCGCGCAGCACAUCAUCUACCUCAUUUUCAACUUUGCCGUGCUGUACUACAUCUUCCACAUGCCGCUCACAGACCUCAUCGCCACCGGCAUCAUGAGCUCCCAGAAGAGCGCACCUGUUGCAGUGACAGUGAUCAGUUACUUGACAACAGACAUCAGCAAGCAGGGCCUGCUCAUCAUCCCCGGCAUUGUGGGCCAGAUAUCGCAGAUCUUCAUCGGGUCUGCGCUGGCACGCUACUUCGCCCCCAAGGUCAAAAAGAUGAAGGCGGCAGCUGCCUCCCGACAACAAGCUGAAGCUGCAGACGACGACAACGGAGCCGCCAAACCUGACAUUGAGCUGACCAGCAAGUCGGCAAAGAGCCUGACAUCCACGGAAGCAGACCUGGAGGCGGGCGCCAGCACACCCCUCACACCUCCCUCAGAGCCAGCCGAGGCCGCCGCAGCAGAUGUAGCAGCGCCAGCCAGCGAGGCGGCCCCAGCCGGCGACGCUGUCACAGCACGAUAA